UCACAGCCAAAGCUACAUGUGUUCAUAAAAUAAAUCACAUCGAGGGCUCUUCCGUUUGUUAUUCAGACUAAUUAACAAGAGCAUGUGUCAGAGUACACCGGCUAGGAGACAUGCAUACAAAAGACCUCACCUUGGGGCAGUUUAAUUCGCACACCUGAGUCCUGACACUCUUCUUUAGAGCUUCAUUUCAUCAAAAUUUAGCAGCUGCAAUGGGGAGCUCCUUGGCAUUGGCUUCUGUCACCCUCCUGAUCAUGGCAGCAGCAACAGCUCAUGGACUUAGGUUGGACAUGGGGUUCCAUGCAGCUCUGAAAAAUGAGGAGAUACUAAACUCCAAGUGGCAGGCAUCUGCUAGCCGUCCGAUCGACACGCGUCGCACAUCCAACGGUAGGCGUGACCCAGGUAGAAGUAGAACGAAGCCUCUGAAGAUGAACAAUCCCCAUGAUGUGGCACCAAGGUUCAGUGAGGACUACUCCGGGCCCGGUGGUCAUUCACCGAAUCACCAUCGAACAACUCCUUGCGGCCCAUGCUAGUUGCAAGUAGCAGAUAGAUGAUACUAUGCUCAAUUAUGCAGCUAGUUCAGUUUUCUCUGAAUUUUCUGAAGAUGCUACCCCCAUCAAAUCUUCAGAAAAAUGAUGGGUUGUAUGGCUCACUAGUUUUUCAGCACAUUAGUUUAGCUCUGAUGAGCAGUCUCUCUUCUCUUGUCUGAUUUGUUUCUGGUCCAAUUGAGUUGAGCUUCAGUCUGAACAGCAGUUUGUUAUGGAACAGGAUCAGUGUACUGUUCUAGGAUUUGUCUGAUGUUCAAGCCUAACUGUACCAGACAGCUACUACAUGUCUUUUGACAGUCCAAUCAAGCUCUCAGUAGAGUUACCUGGGGCUUUAAUUUGUUUUGUUUUUUUUGUUCUCAAGGCAUUCAAGUUGGACAGGGUUGCAGGAAAUGCUGCGCCUUUUUGAAGGAGAGUGUACAUUUUGUGCUAAGCAUUCUGCUCCCUAACAAAACACUGACGACUACGGAUGAGCAGAGAGAUAAUUGUUAUGUCUGCAAAUGUCGGAU
This is a messenger RNA of Oryza brachyantha (malo sina), 1051 nucleotides long. RefSeq lists its product as uncharacterized. The record is from RefSeq and is a predicted model, not a curated record. The transcript has 4 exons. The coding region runs from base 210 to 530 and encodes 106 amino acids. NCBI's taxonomy places the organism in Eukaryota, Viridiplantae, Streptophyta, Magnoliopsida, Poales, Poaceae.